This is a messenger RNA of Plasmodium gaboni, 2649 nucleotides long. Its product is annotated as putative membrane protein. The record is from RefSeq and is a predicted model, not a curated record. The transcript has 3 exons. Lineage: Eukaryota; Apicomplexa; Aconoidasida; Haemosporida; Plasmodiidae. The annotation marks the transcript as partial.
AUGAAAGGGAUAAUUUUGUUUUUGAAGAUAAUUUUAUUUAUGAUAUUUUCAUUACAAGAAUUUUUAUUAUCAUCUAAUAUAAAUAUAAAUAAAAUAUUUUUAUUGUUAGUAGACAUUUUAUUACUAAUAUGUUUAGCAUAUUAUCUUAUAAGGUCUAUAAAUAAUAUGCAAAUGUAUAUAAUAUAUAUAUAUAGCAUAGUAACAAAAAUAACGAUAAUAUAUUUUUUAUCAUUUCCUCAAUAUAUAAUAAACAGCAAAAAUAAUAAUAUCAACAAUUUUAACAAUAUUAACAAUAUAAACAAUAUUAAUGAUGCUUAUAAUAGUGUUUUUAUUUCUAAUUAUUAUAAUAUAUAUAACGACUAUGCUUAUUCUUACAUCUCAACAUACUAUAAUACAUUCAACAAAAAACUUAUGAUUGUUACAAUAUGCAUUCUUAUUACUAUUUUAGUUUAUAUACUUUUAUUUUAUAUAACCGAUUUUUAUAUUUUAAAUAUACAUAAGAUUAGCAUCGAGCAUAUAUUAUUCUUUUUAAUUAUAACUCAUGUUUCUAUUGAUUUUAUUGAUAUAUCUCAAUUUUUUUAUUCUUCUUAUUCUUAUUUUUUUUUAUAUUAUUUCCGUCUAAAGGAUGAAAUAUAUUUAUUUAAAGACACACAUAUUUUUUCAGACAAAAUUUUAAAUAAAAAUAAAAUAUUACAUUUUUAUAAUUCAACUAUAAAUAUAUUUGAAGUUGUAUUUAUAACAUAUGGUGUCUUGAUAUCUUUAAAUAUAUCACUACAUGCAUAUUCCUUCCCGAAUUAUUCUUAUGAAGAAAUCUCAUCGAUUUUAAGAAUUCAACAAAAUGAUAUUAAUAGAAAAUUUAUGAAACACAAAUCAUCAUUACAUAAUAAUCUACAAAAUAAUGAGGACCAUAUAUACAAUUAUAACUCAAAUAAAUAUAAUAUAUACAAUAAUCAAGAUGAAAAUAAUAUUUAUAAAUAUAUUAAGACAUCUAACAUUAUUAAUAUAAACAAAUAUAACAAUCAUUUAUUAUCUAAUAAUGAUUCAUAUAAAUAUAUUAAUUCGGAUAUAUAUUAUAAUAAUAAUACAUCUAAAAAAAAAAAAAUUAAGAAACAAAAAUGCUUCUCUAAAAUUGCAGGAGAUGCUAUGUCAUGUUUAAAAUAUAUAAGUAUAUAUAGUUUUCUUUUAACCGACAUAUCUUUUUUCUUAUCUCGUCUCCUCCUAUUUGUAAUGCUACAAACUGUAUCAUGCUCUCUUUUAUUCAUGAUAAAAAAUAUCUGCUUCAUCAUAAUACACGGAGCAAGAAUUUAUAGGAAAUCCAAAUAUCAUAAUCAUAAAAAAAAAAAAAAACAAACAAAAAAAAAUAUACAUAAAAAUAGCACAAAUGUAGACGAUUAUAAAAAAAAAAAAAAAUUUCAAGAUGUACCUUUAUUUUCAAAUAAAGAUAUAGAAACUAAAAGUAGCAAGAAAAAAUGUGGUAGUAGUAAGGAUAUAGACAAAAUGGAUAUUCAUUCUAAUAAAAAUAUAUAUUUUGAUAAUAUAAUCCCAUCUGAUAAAAUAAUCCAAUCUGAUAAAUUUUUUUUUGCUUAUACUAGCCGAUUUAGUGAUAUUAUAAAUAUAAACGAAAUAGAUUAUAUGCAUUACAACAGAAUAAACCAUUUUAAUUAUGAAAAAAUAAAAACGUCUUUAUAUUUUUAUUUUUUAAAAUAUAACGGAAUAAGCUUUAAAAAAUAUAUAUCAUGUUAUAUAGAUAAUAUUGAGAAAUAUUCAAUGAGGUAUUUUUUUAUUAUUUUUUUCUUUUUUAUUUUUAUAGCUAUAAAAAUUACUAUUCUUGUUAUUACAUAUACAUUUCAUUUUGAUGAUUUAUUUAAUAAAUGUAUAUAUGAAUUUACUUAUAAUCAUAAUUUUAAUAUUAUAAAGUCAUGUGUAAUACUUAAAAUUAAUUUUAUUAUUAUUAUAUCAUAUACAUUAUCUUCAUUUAUUCUAUAUAUAUUUACUUCAUCUUUUUUUGAUGCUAUAUUUAUGCCAAUCCUUCACUUUUUCAAUAUGCUUUCAUAUACAUUCGUGUUAAUCAUAAUGUCUCAAUACAAUCCAUCCUACGAUUUUCUGAAUUAUUUUAAUAGAAGUAAGAAUAUAGCCAUCGUCUUAUUGGUUUUUAUAUAUCUAGUUUAUUUAUUCCUUGCAGAUCUAUAUAUUUUUAUCUACAUGCUACUAGGAAGAAGAUAUAUCACAUAUAAAUACAAGAAAAAUAUAAAAAAAAGAAAAGAUGAUGAUAAUAAGAAUAAUAUUGAAAAUAUAAAUAACAAAACAAAUUAUGUAUCAGAAUCUAUAUCUGUUAUAUCAUCAUUAAUUAUAAAAUUAAUUAUAUAUAUGAAUUCUCCUUUAUCAUUAAAUAAAAUAAUUAUUGGAAAUAAUUUGAUAAAAAAUACAAGAUUAGAUAAUUUCCUUUUUUUUUCUCACAUUAAAGAAAUAACAGUUAAAUUAAUUUUGUAUUUUAUUUGUCUAUUUAUAUCUUUAAGAUAUAAAUAUAUAAAUAUUUUAUUUAUAUUAACUCUCUUCUUUAUUAAUAUAAUAUUAUCUACCCUUUAUUUAAUAUUUUCAAAAAUAAAUAGAAAUGUCGCCAUGGAAUAUAUAUUUGCACAGGCAAUAUAU